This is a messenger RNA of Nerophis lumbriciformis (worm pipefish), 1320 nucleotides long. The record is from RefSeq and is a predicted model, not a curated record. Lineage: Eukaryota; Metazoa; Chordata; Actinopteri; Syngnathiformes; Syngnathidae.
AUGGACACCGUCACAGAACGAAAUCUAGCCAUUGCGAUGGCACGAUCCGGGGGCAUCGGCAUUAUCCAUAAGAAUAUGACUGUCGAGCAGCAAGCCCAACAGGUAAGAAGUGUCAAGCGAUCUGAAAGCGGGAUGAUUCUAGAUCCUGUCACUAUGCACGCCGAUGCUUCUAUUGGCGAUGCGAUGGCACUAAUGCAAACGCACAAAAUUGGCGGUAUACCGAUUGUCUCCGAAGACAAUGUGUUGGUGGGAAUCCUUACCAACCGAGACUUGCGAUUUGAAACAGACCCGAGUAAGUCAGUCAUUGAUUUGAUGACCAAAGAAAACCUGAUCACUGCCCCAGCAGGUACAACGCUGGAAAAUGCAAUGAGUAUUCUUCAGGGCCAAAAAAUCGAAAAGCUGCCGGUCGUUGACGAUCAGAACCGGGUCAUCGCCUGAUCACCUAUAAAGACAUCUGAAACUGCAGAAUUUUCCCAUGCUUGCAAGGACAGUUAUGGUAGAUUGGUGGUUGGAGCAGCCGUGGGCAUCAGUACCGAUACUAUGGAUCGAUUGGAAGCUCUAUCGGCCGUGGAUGUCGACGUAGUUUGUGUUGAUACGGCUCAUGGCCAUCACAGGGAUGUAUUGGAUACCAUCAAAUCGAUUCGUGUGAGAUUCCCUGACCUGCAGUUGAUUGGCGGCAAUGUGGCAACGGCUGAUGGUGCGAAGGCAUUGGCUGAUGCUGGCGUGGAUGGUGUCAAAGUGGGUGUUGGUCCGGGUAGUAUUUGUACCACUAGGGUGGUAGCAGGUGUGGGUGUGCCGCAACUUUCAGCCAUACAUAAUGCAGCUCAAGCAUUGGAGGGAACUGGUAUUCCCAUUGUGGGAGAUGGUGGCAUCCGGUUUACCGGCGAUAUUGUAAAAGCAUUAGCAGGUGGUGCCAGUACGGUCAUGGCCGGAUCACUUUUUGCCGGCGUGGAAGAAGCACCGGGCGAAACCAUCAUCUACGAAGGAAGGAAGUUUAAAAUCUACCGUGGAAUGGGGUCUUUAGGAGCCAUGCAAAAGGGAUCCAAAGAUCGUUAUUUUCAAGAUGUAGAAGACGAUAUCAAAAAAUUGGUGCCCGAGGGCAUUGAAGGUAGAGUUCCUUAUAAAGGAACGGUCUCCGAAGUGAUGGUACAAUACGUGGGAGGUCUGCGAGCUGGGAUGGGCUAUUGUGGCUGUCCAAAUGUUGAAACGCUGCAGCAUGCAAAAUUUGUCCAAAUCACAAGUGCAGGAAUCACGGAGAGUCACCCACACAACAUUAUGAUCACCAAAGAAUCACCAAAUUAUUCACCACGUAGAUUUUAA